AUGCGUAACAUAUCAGAGCCGAUGAUUAUUGGAGGUGACUUCAAUACUAUCUUGUGGUUGGAUGAAAGAGCUGGAGGUAAUGGGUGCCUGUUUACUGAUUCCCUUGAGUUUGGAGCUUGGAUUGAUAACCUAUCUCUGAUAGAUAUGGGGUUUAAGGGCUCUAAGUUUACCUGGAAAAGAGGUUGUGAGGAGAGGAAUUUUGUGGCGAAGAGACUAGAUCGGGUGCUCUGUUGUGCGAAUGGAAGAUUGAAAUGGCAGGAACCUACAUGUACACACUCACCCUUCCUGUCGUCAGAUUAUGCUCCUUUGUUUCUCCAGUUGUGUCCGGUGGUGAAGGGGGACCCGAGAAGGAGACCUUUCUGGUUUGAGGCGGCCUGGCUAAAGCAUGAAAGCUUCAAAGAUCAUUUAGAUGCCUCUUGGAAGAAUGAUAUCUCAACUCCGGAGGCAUUGCAUAUUUUAUGGGUCAAACUUAAGCGGUGGAAUGCGGAGGUGUUUGGGGAUGUGCAGCGUAAAAAGGAUAAAACAGUGGAGGAGUUGUAG
Messenger RNA from Camelina sativa (false flax), 540 nucleotides. RefSeq lists its product as uncharacterized. The record is from RefSeq and is a predicted model, not a curated record. Lineage: Eukaryota; Viridiplantae; Streptophyta; Magnoliopsida; Brassicales; Brassicaceae.